Messenger RNA from Conger conger (European conger), 2862 nucleotides. It is a transcript of the gene jpt1a, whose product is annotated as Jupiter microtubule associated homolog 1a. Gene Ontology annotation, cellular component: nucleus. NCBI's taxonomy places the organism in Eukaryota, Metazoa, Chordata, Actinopteri, Anguilliformes, Congridae. The transcript is spliced from 5 exons. The coding region runs from base 159 to 632 and encodes 157 amino acids. The record is from RefSeq and is a predicted model, not a curated record.
UUCAAUCAAAGCCGGGCGGGUUGUUAGUAUGAAACGGUGAGGUAGAAAACGGUACUGAGCUAGCAACAAAAGUAACGUUAAAGCAGACAGCCAGCGCUAUACGAGAGGUAUAAAGAGCCACAUUUUAACGGAUUCUCGAAAAUAAUUUGACAGUAAAAAUGACGACGACCACCACUUUUCAAGGCAUGGACCCAGGAGCAAAAAGUAGCUCCAGGGUACUGCAACCCCCGGGUGGGGGCUCCAACAUUUCCUUUGGAACAGAUGAGGAGAAGCCCAGCACACGCAAGAACAGGACUGCCUCUAACAUCUUUGCAGAGCCUGAAGAUCCCCAUGCCCACCGGAGGAACAAUCCACCUGGAGGGAAGCCCACGGGCAUCUUGUGUGGAGAACCCUCCGCCCCACUCAGGAGAUGUCACGCCCAGCCUGCUGUGCCCAACGACUCGGUGUCUGAAGAGGCCAUCACUGGGAAUGGAGACCAAGAGAAGCCAAAUACUGAAGAUGCAGAGGAGCCCGGUAACGUGCAGGAGUUGAACGAGGGGCCACCGCAGCCCUCGGGCCCCUCAUCGUCUGCCGGGGCCCCCGCCGGCCGGAGGAACCCUCCUGGGGGCAAGUCCAGUCUCAUCCUGGGUUGAGUUUGCCGGCCUUCCUCAUCCUGAGUCUCAAAAUCUCUCUUCGCCCCUCCGUCUGUGAGCCAUACAAUUCUGUCCUCUCCAUUGUUUUUUUUUUUGGAUAUCUCUUUUGACAGAAGCACUUUAUGUAACUCCUCUGUUUUAGUCCCUCAUGUAGUGCAUUGGGUCUGCUGGAUAAGGCAUGAGGUUCGGUCGUCUUCAUUCUUCCCUGGAGUGAAUCGUCAGAGAUUUGUCACGUGGGAACCUAUAAAUACAAUAAAGACUGACAAGUUGUAGCUUUCGCUCCACGUUCAUUGUUGAGAAAAUGCAUGUAUGUCUCGUAUGUAUGUCUUGCCCUGGUUGAUGGAACUACAUUUCUCUGCUGGAAAUUGUUAUGCUGGAAAGCCUUUGGGUGUUGGUUUAAAAUCUGAAUCUUCUCUUGCUGGUUAGGUCACUAUGUAGUAAUGUAACGAUGCAAAUGUACAAAGCAUUUUGUUUUUGGUGGCGGAUACUUGGUGUGUGACAUGUUGUACAUUAUUUCUCUUUACCCUGAAAUUGCCAUGUAGAGCAGAGGUCUUCAGCUGAGGGCCUGGUAAUAUGUCACUUUUCUAUUGCCUUGUUUCUGGAAGAGUCCGGCCAUCUGUCAACCCUUGACAAUGAAACCUUUAGACACCAUGACAUUUGUCCUUACUGUUCACUCGGACCUGAUGGAAGCACAACAAUCAUCGACAAAGCCAGAGUUAUUUUAGUUUUACGUACAGAUGUUUUUGCUCCAGUCAGUUUGUGUGAACAAACUUAAAAUGACAUUCUUGUAAAUGUCACAUUGGAAUGAAGUGAAAAACUGUAAUGCAGUUGUGGACCACUGGUGUUGGUUUUUAAAUGUCCACAGGGGGGUGCUCUUGUGUCAAUCAGCCUCAUUUCACAAGUUUCCCUCUAAAUGAAACUAGAUUUUUGUUUUUUUUUAACUAGUGGAUUUAAAACGCACUUUUCUAUUGCAGUAAAUGCGUACAUUACAGUAUAUUGUAUUUUGAAACCAUUUCAAAGUUUCUUUUUGACUGUACUUACUCUGCCUGUUCUGGUUCUCAUUUCUAAGGAGCAGCCUUAGGAAGCGAAACAUUGGUGUAUUUUAUGCACUGUGCUGUAACUGUUAGGGGAAACCAUAAAAGUGACCUUAUGACAGGAUAGGGAUGCAUAUCGCUGACAACAUCACUUUUGGCUCCAUUUGACCGCCGCCGUACUGUUUCACUACUGGCCUUUCAUAUUUCUGUGCUUUGAUUGUUUGCAGAGAGACUGUUUUAAGCACACUAACAUUUUAACUGUAUGUUACUGCUGUUUCUUUGUAUAAAACCUACCAAAGGCCUUUUUGUAUUUUGUAUUUUUGUUAUAAUUUCCCAGUAGAUAUAGGCUAAGACCAGUUGCAUUUUUUAUUAACUUAACAAGUUGUACUAUGUAUAACCGUAAAUGUGUUGAUUUGCUUUAUUUUUUAAAUCUGUGGUAAUAUGGCAUUCAUGGUUUGAAAUAAGGUUAAAUGUGAGACCAGUAUUAGUGUAAAUAUGGAUUUCUGCUUAACAGGUGUAUGGUGUACAGAAGUGCAUAGAUCUCCAGGCUUGCUACUCAUUCUGUUAUCUUUACUAUGAUCAUUUAUUUUUAAGACAGUAUUACUGUUUUUGCUUACCUGGUGUCCUUAUCCUGGGUAAUCUGCAUAGUUUGUAGUUCAUAAAAAAGCCAUUAGUAGCUUUAAAAAUGCAUAGCAAAAAGACAGGUAGUGCAGUGUUUUGUUAAAGUAUUUUGACAGUUGCGAGGCAGUGUUAAGAGCAGAGUCUUAGAAAGGUUACGAUGGGCCCAACUGGCCGAGUUUGACAGGUGGCUAGAAGUGGACGAGAAGAGGAAGUGUGCAUGAGCCAAAUGACUAAAAAUAUGAGCGAUGAGAAAAUGGCCGUCAAUUGUGCAAAUUGCAGGAAUAUAGACGACUGGAACUUCAUAUUUACGAUUAGGUACUGGCUUUUUAAAAAACAAAAGAUCACUGAAGCAUGUUGGAAAUAUGUUUUUGAUAGAGGCGUUUAACUUUAAGGUUGAGUUUUAACUUUAAGGUUAGGGUCCACUGAUUGUUCUGGUGUUCAUGCUUAAGUAGUAAGCAGUAAGUGUGACAUAUCGGUGUUUUUCAUUUUUGAUUGAACACCCUCAAGGUAUUUCAGCUUUGUACACUCCAAUUCUAAAUGUUAAUCGUUAAAAUUGUGAAAUAAAAGUGUUUUUU